Molecule: messenger RNA, 1497 nt
Organism: Penicillium cinerascens
Lineage: Eukaryota; Fungi; Ascomycota; Eurotiomycetes; Eurotiales; Aspergillaceae
Exons: 3
Coding region: 1-1497 (498 amino acids)
Biological process (GO): carbohydrate transport; transmembrane transport
Cellular component (GO): membrane
Molecular function (GO): carbohydrate:proton symporter activity
Source: RefSeq, a predicted model, not a curated record
AUGGGUCGCAAGUUAGGGCUCUUGCGAGCCGCGUAUCUGGUCUCGGCCAGUUGCAUGGGCUCCUUCGCAUUUGCCUUUGAUACGGGCAUUAUCAGCGGUGUUCUCGCUUUGGAAUCCUUCGAAAGAGACUUCGGAUACUCGCACUAUACCAAAGCACAAAAGACCACCGUCAACUCCAACGCCGUAUCCAUCCUCCAGGGUGGCGCAUUCUUCGGAUGCUUCCUCAUCUCCCCGAUCGCCAAAUACCUCGGCCGCCGCUCCGGUCUGAUUGUCAGCUCCCUUGUCUUCAGUCUGGGAACUAUUCUGCAAGUUAUCAACACCGGUACUCUGGCCACGUUCUAUGCCGGCCGUGUGGUUGCUGGGCUAGGUAUUGGGUCAGCAACUGUACUGAUCCCCAUGUAUUCCGCCGAAAUGGCUCCCAAGGAUUUCCGUGGUCGGCUCGGCGCUUGCUUCCAGUUGUUCUUCGCGAUGGGUGUCAUGAUCGCCUAUUGGGUGACCUACGCCGUGAGCAAAGACCAGGCGAGUGGGACGAGUCAGUGGCAGACUGCGCUUGGUUUGCAGCUUCUGGGAUCGACUCUACUGCUCGUCGGUAUGUGUACGGUCAAGGAGAGUGCUCGAUGGCUCGCAGCCAAGGGCAAGAUAGACAAAGCGCGAGAGUCACUAAAGUGGGUGCGCGGCGGUGAAGAAACAGAGGAGCUGCAGGUGGAGUUCGACGAGAUUCUCGCGGGCAUUGAAGAAGAGGCGCGCAUCAAGGAGAACCUCACAUUUAAAGAGCUGUUCCUGCCGGUGAACCGGUACCGGCUGUUCAUCGCUGUCACGAUUCAGCUUAGUGCACAGUUGACCGGUAAUACGUCUCUGGCCUACUAUGCGACACAGAUCUUCGGCGCCGUCGGCGCCGGCAGUUCCGCCAAGCUAGUGACGGGCUUCUUCGGUGUAGUCAAGGUGGUGGGUGUCGUCGUGUUUCAGCUGUUCGUAUUGGACCGCAUCGGGCGCCGGAUCCCGUUCAUGGUCGGUGCAUUCUCCAUGGGCUCGUUCAUGCUCAUCAUUUCGAUUAUUCUGGCCACGCAUCCCGCCAAUUCCAACAACACUUUGUCCGGGCCCACGUCGGCUGGCAUUGCCUGUAUCAUCAUGACUUACGCGGAGGCCUUCAGCUACAAUAUGUCCUGGGGUCCGCUGCCCUGGCUAUACGUCGGAGAGAUCUUCUCCAACCGCACCCGAGAAGUCGGCGUGAUGGUCGGCGCGGCAUCGCAGUGGCUGUUCAAUUUCAUGAUGUCGCAGGUCACUCCACACGCAAUCACGAGUAUUGGUUGGCGCAUGUUCUUGAUGUUUGCUAUUUUCAACUAUGCAAUUAUCGGGUACUCGUGGCUGGUUCUGAAAGAGACUUCGAACCACUCGCUGGAAGAGAUGCAGGAGGUAUUUGGUGGAGAAAAGUUGCACGAAAAGCAUGUUGAAAGUGCGGUUCAUGAGGAACAUGCCCAGCCGCCCAAGGAUGGUUGA